CGUGACGUUAAGUGAGAUAGUAGUGGUGGUAGCUUUACAAAUGUUUAUAGCUGGUGAACUAAGACGCCUUAAAGGGGGUCUCCAGAAACUUCUACUCUCUGAUAUGGGAGCGUCACGUGACGUAAACGGAGAUAGUAGGUGUGGUAUCUUUAGAACAGUUACUAGUUGGUGAACUAAAACGCCUUAAAGUACAUAGGUCUGCAUGACAACGGGAGCGACAGGUGCGGAAGAGUGAAUAGGAGUUAUUACAGGGACAUAUGUCGAUCACAGGGACAAGAUGUCCACUACCAAACAGCAUCAGGCGUGCAGACGUAGCUAUUUGGAGGUCAGGACCGACCAGGUGAUGUCUACACGAUCGGGAAAGACACAAAACAAAGUGUGGCGCAGAAGCUCGGAGGGCAGGAUAUACGGAGAAUUCACGCACCCUGGAAUUGGAGAGUUGCAGCCCAGAGUAUGGAAGAGAGAGUUGAAGUCGAACAAUCAUAACGGCGGUUCACCCUCUGGAUCCGCAGCGUCAGAACUCGGAGAGGGGCAAAGUGGCUCAAGGGAUCAGAUCUACAAGAAGGUUGCAUUUCCCAGAUCUAGAGUUUUGCAACACGAAAUGGGCAGAAGCGGCUCAGAGUAUAGCACAGUCCGGGAGGGUGCUCACACUGGACCUGGAUCGUCACAGCUCAGACUAGUGCGAAGUGUCUCGGAGAAUAGGGCACACAAGGGUGGCGCGAGCCCCUGCUCUGGAGCGUCGCAUGACAGACUGAGGCAAAGCGGCUUAGAGGACAGUAAAGUUGUGGGUGGAGGCAAAGUGCCGAAUACAUACAUGGGAUGGGUGAAUGCGGCAGUAGUGGUGAAGCUACUGGCUCAACUCUUUGAAGGCUACGUGGACACAAAAAAGGCGUCAGACCUAUUGCAGGUAUGUAAGCCUGAGUUCCUGCAGGAGCUCAAGGAAUUCAUCCACACUGCUUCACCGGAUACAGCUUUUUUGAGCAACUUCGCAACCUUCUGCUUCAGCGCCUUUAUCUCUCUACCGAGCAGCGUAUGCGUUCAGUUCGAGCACACGCUAAUGGCUUCCCUUUCGGCGGUGGAGAAGUCUGAGAAUGUUUUACUUAAGGACCGAUUCGCUAGGCUGCGGGAGAAACUGACUGAACACGUCUGCAGGAAGCAAGAAUUGGACGUCAGGAUGACCUUUCAGAACUUCCGAUUUGUACCUGUGUUGCCGGUACGGGCGGAUGAAUUUUUCUUAUCACCGGAUGGGACAGUUGCUGUAGAAUCCAGUGCAGAGCAGAGAUACUUGUCGGAGUUAUUCUUUUCCCAGUAUGAAGCCUUCAUAGGCCGUAUUCGCGACGGCAUCAGGAAUUUUCGAGACACGGAGGGCACGUCACUUCGGCUGCCAAGUGUGAUGCACUUCUACAGGGGAGUGAAGUUCUUGAGACCAGUUGUUUUGAACGAUCGCCUGUGUCUGGUUACGAGCCUCACCUCUGUGGGCUGUCACAGUACUGGAACACUAGUCUGCUUCAGUUGCGAUGGCUUUCGAUCACUUCUUUUCGGCAUUGUUGAGUGUGCCGACAGCUGCUUCGCUGUGCGACCGUGUGGAGAGAUGCAGCAAAUAACUAAGCAGUUGUUCGAGCAUGAGUACGUGAUGGCCGUGAGUGGGCUUUGUGCACAACCUUCGGUCAGCGUGCUGUUAGCACUCCAGCAGUUAAAGGCGGUGCCCUUGCGGAAGUUUCUAGUAGAAGGCGUGCAAAUACCUGGCCGCAAACAGUGUAUACAGGGGCAGUCGGACCUGGACCCAUGGCAGCGUGAGGCCCUUGGUCAUGCCCUCGCCCAGGAUGUAUGUCUGGUACUAGGUCCCCCUGGUUCGGGAAAGACGCGUGUUGCUUGCACAGUAGCUCGUAAUUCGAGGUUCCCAGUCCUCGUAUUGUGCGAAUCUCGCAGUGGACUGGAUAUUAUCCUGCGGCACAUGGCACCCCUCAGCGUCGCAUGUCUCAGCGACAGGACAAACCAUCAGCGUAACCAGCAGAGGAGGGAGAUAUGGGCACGAAGGAGGGAUGUACUGGUGGACCUUAGGAAGUUGGAACUUGAUUUAGCCCUGCUGGCCAGAAAGGAUGGCGUGGUAGCGCUGUCAUCGCUCCGGGAGGGCGGUGUGGUAUGCGAUGCCCACUACAGUAGUUUCCUGCGCCAGCCAGACACCAACAGCGUUUUCUACAGUUGGCUUGUAGAGGAGGCGAGCCCCCCUAACGCGCCUCUUCCAUAUCGUGGCCUUGUCCCGUUCUGUGACGACACCCCCCACACUAAAGACACCUUGUCCACUAUCCAUCCCUCACUAAAGUGGGCAGAACGAUUGGAAAACGUGGAAAAAAAGCGCUCUGAGAUGAACACUAAUAUCAGCAGUUUGCAGGAGCGGUGGGGGCGCGGAGAGGAUGUGAUACAAGAGAUUAAUGGUCAGAAAGCGUUAUACCGACUUCAAGCUUUUAAGUUGAAGCGGCUCAGAACACGGUUGGCAGAGACUUUGCCGAGCGAUGGAUUGAGAAACUGCUCUGAUGUAUGGAAACUGAGACCGGUUGGACGCUGGGGACUGUACAUUGCAUGGGUGGUAGCACUGCGCGCACGGCUGUUGGAGAGGUUGACACAUCUGCAGGACAAGCUUGCAGUGGAAGACAGGAAUCUUGAAAUAGUAGAUCAGUGUAUAGACCUCGAGAAUGCUCAACAGGUGGCGGUAGUUGGAGCAACAGCAGAGGAGGCCACAAGGUUGAGUUCCUUACUGGACAAGCUGGCGCCCAAGACGGUGAUUGUGGAUGAGGCUACGAAUAUCACAGAGGCUCAGCUAGUGACAUGCCUCCCACAGUCUUGCCAAAACCUUGUGUUACUAGGAGAACCAGGCCCUUUUCAGGAUACUGUAAGUUGUCAGAAGGGGCAGUCGGCCCACUUGCGCAGUCUGGUUCACAGACUGGUUGAAAAAGGGAUGGCUGCCUCUGAACUGAAGUCGCAACACCGCAUGCAGCCACAGGUUGCAGAACCCAUCAUGUCAGCACUGUAUCCUGUUCUGGAGAGCUGCAACAGUACUACUAAUGUGUGUACAGUAAAAGGUGUCAGCCAGAACGUGUUCUUUAUCACCCAUGAGCAUCUGGCCGAAAAGGUUGGCAAUGCAAGUGAUUACCAGAACUUACAUGAGGCCACCUUCAUGUUGGCAUUUUGUUGCCAUUUGCUGUUGCAAGGCUACAGUGCACAGGACAUUGCAAUUAUCACAACAUACCCCAGCCAACAACACUAUCUGCAAGAAGGUUGUGAGAGAUCAUUGCAGAUGAGAGAUGUGCGUGUCUGUUUGGUUGAAGAGUUCCAUGGCCAGGAGUGCAAGAUAGUACUGUUAUCUACAGUGCACGAGGAUGUUUCAAGACCACACACUGCAGAGUAUAUCAGCAUGAUGCUGACACGUGCACAAGAGGGUUUGUAUGUCAUUGGCAACCUGCAGCAGCUCACAAAAAGCAGCACUGUCUGGAGUGCAGUUCAGAAAUCACUGGAGAAGCAUGGUGUAGUUGGGACGGAGGUGCUUCUGAGGUGUCAGGUGCAUCAGGAUAAGCUGAUAGCAGUAUCUAGUGUGGCUGACUUCUCACAGAACCGUGAGGGGGGUUGCAUCCUUCCAUGUAACCGCACACUGAAGUCUGGUGACUCAUGCAAGAAGCAGUCACAUGAGUGGUCAGCAGAGUGACUUGCAGCAGUGCAAGCAGCACUAGCAGAGAGAACCUUGUUGCCAACCAUGCAAAAGGGAAUUUGAGUCUGUGGAUUGAGUUCUGUCAUGUGGGCAAAAGGUUGAGCCAGGAGGUUCACAGGUUCCAGGUUCGAUGCUGUGAUGGAGGAGAGACAUACUGGACACUGUUGCCAAUUGUUUUGAAUGUGCGAAUACUUUUUGUCUGUUCUCAGAGCUUGCGCUCAAAUUGGGUCCAUAUUCAGCUUUUAAGCUUCAGGUUUAGAAAAUUUGUGUAUUAGCACUUCCUUGGUGGAUGUGAAAAACCCAUCUCCUUUCUGUCAAAAUUGAUUCUUAUGUAAUUUUGAUGUAGAAGCUUCUUAAUUUCCAGGAUAUAAAAGUUAUUUUAUGAAUAUACCUAUGAAUCAGUUUAGGUAAUGAUUACAAACAGUUUGCUUUUGAAGAUAUUGUAAUGUGUUGCCUUUGUGACACGACACAAAUAAAUUGCUUGGGUCUUCGGAUUGGAACAGAUUCUUUUCAGAUUUCAUUUUCCAUGGAGUCUGUUUAAGAGAAAAAUUAGAUAGGCUCAUAGCAUGACCAUGUUGUAUUUCGAGUCCAUGUGUCUGAACAUUUAAACGAGAUGACCGACUUUUGUCGCAUGGUAUGGGCUUCAUGCCAUUAGAUACUAACCGACAUUCAAAUUUUUUAAUUGCCUGCAAUCAGCAGUAACAAAGAACUGACACAGUACCUUAUGAUAUGGGAGUGAUGCUACCACUAGUGAAAAUGUGUACUGUAGCAGACCUUUAAAAAUAUAGAAGCCCAUUUGAUGUUUUCCUUUGAAGAAUGCCAAAGAAACAAUAUGAAAAUACAAUUAUUCUGACAUUUCUUAUAUCAGGCCUUAUUUUAGUAGUUAUUUUUUUAUAUUUGCCCAAUUUUGAAUGAGUUUACCAUGUGAAAAUUGUCUUUAGUUUUCAGCUUGAUAACAAUAGCUGACUGAUAACUUAAGUGAGUUCUGUAAAUUCUAUAAUAAAGGUAAUUUUUCUAUAGCUUCUUA
Messenger RNA from Cryptotermes secundus, 4730 nucleotides. RefSeq names its product NFX1-type zinc finger-containing protein 1. Gene Ontology annotation, biological process: regulatory ncRNA-mediated heterochromatin formation. The record is from RefSeq and is a predicted model, not a curated record. NCBI's taxonomy places the organism in Eukaryota, Metazoa, Arthropoda, Insecta, Blattodea, Kalotermitidae. Gene Ontology annotation, cellular component: nuclear RNA-directed RNA polymerase complex. The coding region runs from base 278 to 3700 and encodes 1140 amino acids. The transcript is spliced from 9 exons.